AUGUUGCUCACGACCCUGCUCGCCUCUCUUUCCCUCGUGGCAGCCUCCCCGCUCCCCUUCGCCCAGCAACGAAACCACACGCUCGAGCCGCGCAACCCCGAGCAAAGGGACGCCCUAACAGGCGUCACGACGCUACACUCCAAACUGCCGCUGGGCACAAACUUCUGUCUCGACGAAGACGUCCCGGGGGGCUUUGUGCAACUUUGGGAAUGCCACGCGGGGGUGAACCAGCAGUGGCGACUUGAGAAAGGUGAGGAGGGUGGAUACGGAUCGUUGUCUGCAUUUCGUGGCGCCUGCCGGAUUCUCGCUUCACCUCCGUUCGACCCUCCACUCGGGCCUCCGUUAGGGCCUCCGUUAGGGCCUGCGGACCUCACGUCGAAACCCCAGCUUACCCCAGGUUCCGGAGACCACUACGACAUCGCCUCCGAAUACGUCCUCCCCCUCACGCUCGCGCCCUGCGACACAGCAGCGCGGUUUACAUGGCAAGACGAGAGUCUGUGCGCCUUCAUCGGCAACGGGGUAGACUACUACGUUAAGAACGGGCGCGACUAUGGAUUCUGCGUCUCGCCCGCUAACGCCGAGGAGUCCGGCAUGACGAAUGGAGACAGGCUCGCCGUGAAAUCGGACCCGGGGUACAGGAUGAAGUUUGACACGACGUUGGCGCAUGCUGAUGCGAGGGGUUAUACAGCUGGACAGAUCGACCCUGUAGAGCGGUAG
Trichosporon asahii var. asahii CBS 2479 is the source of this 717-nucleotide messenger RNA. RefSeq lists its product as uncharacterized. The record is from RefSeq and is a predicted model, not a curated record. NCBI's taxonomy places the organism in Eukaryota, Fungi, Basidiomycota, Tremellomycetes, Trichosporonales, Trichosporonaceae. The transcript has 4 exons. Bases 1 to 717 code for a protein of 238 amino acids.